Molecule: messenger RNA, 1809 nt
Organism: Teleopsis dalmanni
Lineage: Eukaryota; Metazoa; Arthropoda; Insecta; Diptera; Diopsidae
Gene: fs(2)ltoPP43
Product: probable RNA polymerase II nuclear localization protein SLC7A6OS
Exons: 4
Coding region: 252-1418 (388 amino acids)
Biological process (GO): developmental process
Source: RefSeq, a predicted model, not a curated record
AUUUUUAAAUCUGAUUGACACGGUUCAAUUACACAAGCUGAGCAAUAACACAGUUUUUGUGUACUAUCGGCGUUAAUAAGUGAGCACAUCAUUUUGUUACGAAAAUUGAAAACUGCUGGUCGUUCUUGUGUGGCUCUCCGCAUAAACUUAUCAGCUCUGAAAUUUUCGCAGAAAAGUUGUUAAAUUGCGUUUGAUUGUUACAAUAAUUGAAAAAUUUUAAUAAAAACUAUUAAUAAUAAUUUAUUGCCAUAAUGCCAGCAGUUGUACGCGUCAAACGACACAUUGACGAGGAGCCAUUGGGUGCCUUUGUUCUGAACGCCAAGCGCUGCCGUUUAGACAAUGAAAAUGCUGAUGCAGGAGCAGGAAUAGAAGACGGCGAGGAGGUGUUUGGUGCGGCUCUAGACACAAAGAAAAAGGAUAAAAUUUCUACUGUAUUGAAAUUAGCCGGUACUAUUAAUAAUCAAGAUGACGCUGCUACUACCAAAUUUGUCCGUCUUACCAAAGAGGAAGCUAUUUCGCGUCUCACCAAAGAAGAGGCUGAAGAAUUGGUUAAAUUUCGUCGUUCUCAUCCAAGAACUAGCGAUCUUUUGCAUCGUAAGCGCGAGGAAAAACGUCAAAUGUCGCAAGAAAAUCGUUUUCGUGUUGUUAAUUGCUUACGCAAACCAUUGUUGGAAAAAGCUAAUGAAGGAGAAGAAUGUAGUGACGAACUUGAAGUAUCCAUGGGCCCUAAGCUGACAAUAGUUGAUAUAGAAAAGCAGCCCGUGGGGCAGGCUGCUGAAGAUGAACCAUCAACAAGUUUUGCCACUUCAGGUGCUUCAUCUUCUUCAUUGUAUGCUGAAUCAGUUAAUCGCGCUUCUCAUGUUAACACUAACGCAAGCUUGUUUCGAGGAGGGAACACUCAGCCUAGUGACUCCGACACUGGUUAUGUGUAUGAUUUAUAUUUAGCUGAAGACCAGGAGGAGGAAGAGGACGAUUAUGCCGAUAUUGAUGAUAAUCGUUUAAGCGCUCACCCGUAUUACGAAGAAACUUUGCGCAUACAUAAUGGCGAAGAAAGCGAUUUUGACGAGGAUGACUCUAACGAUGAAAACUAUUACACCAAUGAUUAUCCCGAUAGCGACUCAGAACCAUCUACCGAUUAUAAGAUCCGUAAAGCCUUAGAACGCUUCAACUUAGCUUAUAGUGAAGAGUUUUAUACUGAUGACUCUUCCGAAGAUGAACUAGCCGGUUAUGUUUAUGGUGGCCCCAAUGAAUCAAAUGACUCCGAUGACGCUGAUUAUUACCAAGUUCUAGGUCCAUCGCAUUCACCAGAUGAGGAUGAAUUCAUUCAUACAUUAGAUGCUGAUGAGUGUAAAGAUAAGGACAUCGAUGUUGUGGUUACUACUGAUCAAGAACUCAAUGAUGAAAAUGAUAAUGAUUAACUAAAUUUAAACAUAGUACACUUUUUAUAUUCCCUACACGCUCAAUAUUUAAUUAUUUAAUUUAUUUAUAUAGAAUUUAUUAAUAUUUUGUAUGCGAAUUAUCUAUUUUUUCAUUUCAACAAUUUUGUUCAUUUCAUCAAUUUUGUUCAUUUUAGCAAUUUUGUUCAUUUUAUCAAUUUUGUACAAUUUAUCAAUAUUGUUCAAUUAAGGAAUUUUGUUUAUGUCAUCAACAUUGAUAAUGUUAUCAUUUUGAUUCUAUUAAGCAAUCUUAUUAAUUUCAUCCAUUUUGUUCAAUUCAGAAAUUUUGUUCAUAUAAACGAAUUUGUUUAUUUUAUCCAUUUCGCAAGCAAAAAAAAUGUUACAAAUAAAAAAUCUGCACAGCAGUAAUCCA